AUAUCCAACCCAAAUGGCUUUUUCUUUUUUCUUUUUCCCUUUGCCAUCAUCGGACGAUCCUCUAGCCUCUCUCGGCUCCCUUCUCUCACAUCCAUCCAGGGCACACCGCGACCCACCGCCGACGACCACCGCCGCUUCCUACCUCCGAUCGCCUUCUGCGGCCCCACCUGCCACCUCCGCUCCCGGCCUCCGGCCGCCGUCUCCACCCUAGGACUAGCUGGCCUGAUAAGAUACAGAAAUGGCUCAAUCCAGCAGUAAUGUGAGUGCAGAGGCUGUUGGAGUUGAUAACACCUUUAGAAGGAAAUGGAACCGAGAAGAAUAUUUGGAGAGAGCUCGAGAACGAGAAAGGGAAGAGAAGGGAGAGGAGGGCCACUUUAAAUCCAUAGCCAAAGCUCCUCCUGUUCAACGGAAACCCUUGAAGCAUAGGGAUUUUGAAGUUGACCUUGAAUCUCGUCUGGGAAAAACUCAGGUUGUUACUCCAAUUGCACCAUUAAGCCAGCAGGCUGGAUACUACUGUGCAGUAUGUGAGUGUGUAGUAAAAGAUUCAGCAAACUACCUGGACCAUAUUAAUGGAAAAAAGCAUCAGAGAGCUUUGGGUAUGUCUAUGCGGUCGGAGAGGGCAACUCUUCAACAGGUCCAACAAAGAUUUGAAGUGCUUAAGAAGCGGAAAGCCCCGGGUAGCUUUACUGAGCAAGAUUUAGAUGAGAGGAUACUAAAACAGCAGCAAGAGGAGGAAGAACGCAAGCGUCAACGCCGAGAAAGGAAGAAGGAGAAGAAGAAGGAGAAGGCUGCGCAGGAUGAAUCAGAGGACAUUGAUCCUGAUGUGGCCGCCAUGAUGGGUUUUGGAGGUUUCCGGUCAUCGAAAAAGUGAGAAGUGCCUCAUCAGUCUCUAUCAACACUAGACAUGCAACAUUUACCGACCCCAUCUUUUAAUGAGAAUUUUGGCGGAGCAGACUAUGAAAUGACAAAGCUGUUGCUCUGUUUUGUUUCUGGACGUGUUUUGCAAUGAUUAUGAAGGGCUGUAGACUUAAUGUCACAGAAUUUGAAGGUUUAGUAUGUUGAUGCUCUUACGGUUGAAGUCAAAAUGAUCUAAAUUCUCUGUAAUUUGUGAUUUUCAGUGAAUCUGCUCUCUUCAAUGGUUCAUGGAUAGGAUCCCUGCAAUUUUAUGGAUGGCCGCAUAGUUGCUGAUCUUGAGAAGAAAAGAAAAGUCUAAAUUGCUCUGUUUGUUCUGGGUACAUUUUCUCCUAUAAUUUCAUCCACUUAUCAGAACUUAAGGAUAGCAAAAUUAGGAUGUGUAAAAUUCUUCAACAUGUUUUUAUUUUGUCCAACUCCUAAGCUGAAAAUUGGUUCUCCUCGGUACUUAAAACAGCAGCUAUUUUGUGUCCUUCAUGUUUUUGGUUCCUGCAGGGAAAUCAAUUUUUGCCUAUACAUUCACAUUAAUGUUGAAAAAAUCUACAUCUAAUUGUACAUUUGGACCACUUUCAGUUAAAUACCUCAUAUAUGCUUAAAUCAUUAAUUCACAAAACUAGCCAUGCACAUUGUAUAUGUGAGAUGCUAGCUGUGUACAUCAAUCAAAAUCCUGAGUCUAAUUAUAUUAGUCUCGAUCAUUGUCUGGUAAUCGUAUAGUUCAAUUUCCUCAAAAAAAAAA
Phoenix dactylifera (date palm) is the source of this 1648-nucleotide messenger RNA. RefSeq lists its product as uncharacterized. Gene Ontology annotation, biological process: mRNA splicing, via spliceosome. The record is from RefSeq and is a predicted model, not a curated record. Lineage: Eukaryota; Viridiplantae; Streptophyta; Magnoliopsida; Arecales; Arecaceae. Gene Ontology annotation, molecular function: nucleic acid binding; zinc ion binding. Gene Ontology annotation, cellular component: spliceosomal complex; U4/U6 x U5 tri-snRNP complex.